Messenger RNA from Thlaspi arvense, 846 nucleotides. The record is from the annotation of a GenBank genome assembly. Lineage: Eukaryota; Viridiplantae; Streptophyta; Magnoliopsida; Brassicales; Brassicaceae.
AUAUAAAUAAGUCAACAGUAUAAUCUUAUUUUUAUCCAAACUAGGAUUCUGGAUAUUUCUCAUUCAUUGCGUAUGACCAUCUUGUUCUCUGUAUAUAUAUAUCGAUCCAAGCAUUCAGCUUGCAUUAUUACACUUUUAAAGUAAAAUCUUGGUUUUUCUCGAUCCAUACUCAAAAACCCCAUAUCCUUCGGCAAAUAUGAUGAAGCAAAGGAUUGUUUUGAAGAUGGAUAUGAGUGAGAAUGAGAAAUCAAUAAAGAAAGCUAUGAAAAUCGCAUCUGGAACAUCUGGUGUGAGAUCGGUCUCGAUUCAGGGACAGAACGAUCAGUUGGUUGUAUUGGGAGAAGGAAUUGACACGGCGGAGCUAACACGUGAGCUCCGGAAGAAGGUUUGUCACACGACCAUCGUCUCCGUUCAGGCCGCACCGCCGCCACCACCACAGCAGCAGCAGCCGCCACCGCAGCAGCAUCUUAUCGGACAUUACAACGAGAUGGCUCCGGCGAGACGAUGCAUAUGUGAGAUACCUAAUUCGGGCUACUGCGGAUUUUGUCGAUCUAUGAGUGGAGGAAACCCUUACCAGAUGAUAACACCGGUGAACUAUGGUGGUUACCGUGAUGAUCCUGAUGGUUGCAGAAUCAUGUGACUCAAACUUUGAGUGGUUUUUGUCGAGUUUGUUUUUGAGUCUAUUAUAUUGUUCUUAUCAUACUGUACCGUAGAUAGAAAUUUUUAAAAUUCGUGAUGCUGUAAUUGUUGUGACUUGUAGACUUGUGAGUUGUGACAGUGGAGUCAAGAAGUCAGAAAAAACAAAAUUCAUUAAACCCCCCAAAAAAAAGAAAAGUUAAAUUUAAC